GUAAAUACUCAGCUGAACUCGAUGCUCCCAUUCCAGCAUUGCAUCCUCCACCAAACAUUUAGGCACGUUCUGCUUCCUGAUACUUCUUCUCCUAUGAUAAAUUUAGACAGCUUGGAUCAUGUAUUACCAUCUGGUUUCUGACACAAGUCUCCUCCUAAGCAAAGGAUCUGCCUGUAGCAUUUGUAUGUGGAAAGAUGUGUUUCUAAUUCCUGCUUUCAAGGUCUCCUUGAGCACUGCCUUCUGGUAGUUAUUGGGCUUGUCCUCUGCAGCAUCUCCCAGUGGUCCAUGUCAGAUGAUAUGAGAGAGUCCUGUAGGACACCGUCUGAUGCUGACAGCGGAUCAGCUCUUCACUUAGCAUACAGCAGGACAGCCUUACUGGAUUCUUCUGGGAAGAACAAAAAGCAAACAUUAUCCAGCAGAAAAGAACUGGAGAACCAAUACUAUACACACAAGAGCUUUCACUCCAGCUACAAGGCAGCUUGGCUAUGCUCAGUUAAAGCAGCCACAGCUGGAAGACUGGGGAACUUCAAAACUUCUGCUUUAAUUGAAGCCUUUACAAAGACAAGUCAGCCUACGAGAAACAUCCAACCAGCUGCUCACCUGAUCCUGCUGCAGUGGUCAUGUUCCUGCCUAACCCAUUAGGAACAAAGCUGUAAGGGCUGGGUACUUUCUCUGUGGAUCCUGUUUAACAUUGUAUUCCACUCCAUCCUAUGUCUGUGCACAGCAGAAAGGCUCCAAACAAAAGAAGAGGAACAUGUAAGUACAAGACUCUCAGCCUACAUUGCUGUCUUGCCUAGUCCAUAUAAUCCCUGCGCUUUCCAAUGUUUUCUUUUCUUUUGGCACAUCAUCCAAGGCAGAUUCUGUGUUGUUUCAGGAAGAGAUGCCCCAUCUUGUUAUGCAGAGAUCGGUGCAUGCUGCAAUGUGGUCUGGAGACAAACAUUGGCACUGAUGCACACCUCAAACUCUCCUGCCUCAUUAGUGAGAUAAGGAGAAUAUAAACCAGCUUUCAUUUUUCUCCCUCUAUGUUAUUUUGUUGUUCUAAUGGUCUUCAUUAGUUUGGCCAGAUGGUUUUCCUCCUGUUGCCUGCUAAGGCCCAGUCCUGCAAACACUUAUGCUUUCUUCUACGAACAUGCGUUCAGCACAUGCAUGGGUCUUUGCAGAAUUGGAGCCUAAAUUUGUUUCUGUUUCUGAAUUCCAAGUUGGAUUUUGAUGCAACAGUUAUUUUAUAUAUUAAAAUAUCAGGUUUCUGCCCACACACAUAACGUAUGAUGUAUAACAGACCUUGCUAGGCAGCCAUUGGAAAAGACCACUUAAUCUGCUAUUUAUACAGAAGGAAGAGUUACUAUUCCUUGUUUUUCAGCUUUAAUUUAUACAUGACCAAACUGUGAAGGUGUUGCUCCUCAGAAGCUCCAUGAUGUACAUCUGGUUUCACAUGCUGUCAUUUUGCCCACAACCUAAAAUCAUAAGCUGAAACUCCACAGAGGCUAAUGAAAAUUAUUCCCCUUUGAGUUGCUUUAUUAAAACACAACCUCAAGAAAUAUUGGCAAGUCAGGAAAGCAACUUUAAUCCAAUACUUGUUAUCCUCUUCCACAGGUUUUAAAUCACUCUCUUUGCUCCCUACUUUAAGCAAAUACACCCUCAUUGUUUUCCUAGUCCUGCUAUGACCUUCUGGGAAUGUUUUCAUCAUGUAAAGCAACCUGCAGUUCCCUACUUUAUAAAUCUCAUUCAUUCCAAGUGUUAACACUAGCUAAUUCUCUGCUUUAGAAAGGAAAUCAUGUUUAUUUUUUUGAAGAGUCUGCUGGGAAGAGGAAUAUUUGCAUUUAAAAUAUUUUUUCCAUUUCAUAAAUUGUCUUGAGUUUUCUUCCCAGUGGGCAACAGAAGACUGUUUAUAUAAGUGAAGAGGGAAGCUUAUUUUCCCAUUACUUCCACAAAAGUAAGAUUAACAGCGAUAACUAUGCUAAUUAUUGCACUAACUGCACUUGGAAUGCACCUUACUGGCUGGAGAGGUAAUGCUUUUGGGUAAUAAUUAACUCCUUUUUUCCUCAAUUACCUUUUAUUAGGAGAGCAGAAGGUGUCAAAGUAAAACAGCUGCAUAUCUUCCAAGAAAAGCUUGUGUUUUCUGAAGGAAUUCCAGCGGAGGUGCUUUAUUAAGAGAACUAGGCAGGACAAACAUUAACAUGGCAAGCUCGGCUGUUCAGUUACUUGGCUUCUCUCUAAGCCUGCUCGGCCUAAUUGGGACAUUAAUUGCUACUAUUCUGCCACACUGGUGGCGCACGGCACACGUAGGCACCAAUAUUAUAACAGCUGUGGCCUAUAUGAAAGGGCUUUGGAUGGAGUGCGUCUGGCACAGCACCGGCAUCUACCAGUGCCAAGUCCACCGCUCCCAACUGGCGCUGCCCCGUGACCUCCAAGCUGCCCGUGCCAUGAUGGUAAUUUCCUGCGUCCUUUCCGCGCUGGCAUGUGUGAUUGCUGUCAUCGGUAUGAAGUGCACACAGUGUGCCAAGGGGACUUCUGCCAAAGCCUCCAUCGCCGUCUCCGGGGGGAUUGUUUUCAUCCUGGCCGGUCUCGUUUGCCUGGUACCUGUUUCUUGGACCACUAACGACGUCGUUAUGGAUUUCUACAACCCCAUGCUUCCUAGUGGGAUGAAGUACGAGAUCGGUCAAGCUCUUUACCUUGGCUUUGUCUCUGCAUCGUUGACAAUCCUCGGUGGGGCUCUGCUGUGCACAUCAAGCCAGUGUCAUGGGAAUGAGACACCUUACCAGGAGCAGCCCAGUGGCGUAAGAAGGACUGCUCCCUCCUACAGACCACCAACUGUCUACAAGGGAAACCAUGCUUCUUCCCUGACAUCUGCUUCCCAUAGUGGCUACAGAUUAAAUGACUACGUGUGAGUUCCCUAACAUUUGCCUGCGGGACACAGCUGCUUUAUAAUUUCUGUGCGUGGCAUAAAACAAAGCUAAGAUGACUUUUAAUUUAUAAGGGUUACGAUACAAAGUUUACCAUUGUUCGUUUCUUCCUUUCUUUCUGGAGAAGAAAGAAAGAAUGUGAACACAAAGCUGCUUGCUGCAAAACCAGGAAAAUAACUACAAUGGAGGCUGUGAUAUUCCAGAGACAGCACAUACCUGCCUACUUUUGGUUAGAGUUUUGCAGGCAGGCAGUUCAAGGGCAGUUUUGCUAAAAGUAAUGUUUUGGUUGGUAGUUUCUGCCCUGCAACGAGCAAUAAAGCAGAACUGGCCACAACUUGCUUGAACAGUGUUCCGACAAAGGACGCCGUUUUGCCUAAAAUAGAGAACUUUGUGACGAGACACAGUGACUUUCAGCAGUGAUUUCCUGCUCAGUUUCUCAUUUCCAUAAUGCAUGAAUGUUUCGUUAUGACAAGGUAUUAGUUUUGCUUUGACUUAACUUUUUUUAUACAGUCCCUUGAAAUAUGAAUUUCAAUAACAUUAUGACAGAUGUAUUUGACAGUAUGUUAUAGCAAAUAUUUUAAAUUAUACGACGAUGUUUUGACCCUAUCAAAAUAAAAUUUUAGCAC
Columba livia (rock pigeon) is the source of this 3529-nucleotide messenger RNA. It is a transcript of the gene CLDN14, whose product is annotated as claudin 14. The record is from RefSeq and is a predicted model, not a curated record. The transcript is spliced from 4 exons. Gene Ontology annotation, molecular function: structural molecule activity. Gene Ontology annotation, cellular component: bicellular tight junction; plasma membrane. NCBI's taxonomy places the organism in Eukaryota, Metazoa, Chordata, Aves, Columbiformes, Columbidae. Bases 2178 to 2888 code for a protein of 236 amino acids. Gene Ontology annotation, biological process: bicellular tight junction assembly; cell adhesion.